CCAUAUAGGCUCUACUUUUGUACCCAUAUAGCCUCUUGGUUCGGUCGAUCGAUUGCCCGAAGGGCCGCGGUGCUCCAGUCGUGAGACUGGUAGGUCGCCAUGAACGCCAUGGAACGCGCCGCCUGCAACGUCAUAUAUGUUGAUCGCAAUGUGUGCGAGGAGGGAUUGAUUCAUUCUCUUGCCAGUAAGGCAAAAAAUGAUCCACCGAGCUGGGAAUCUGGCGAGGCGAGGCAAGCCAUCCAGCCUCUGCUAGAUGCCUUCGUCCACGUGUGCGCUACAGGUGCCGCCUGCCUAUCAAAACUCUUUGAACUUCAAGAGGGAUCUAUGCUCGAUCUGAAGCCGACUGUUGUGCUACUCGAUACUCCUCACGAUGAGCGCGUCCCCGAGCCGCGAACCAGAUCCAUGUCACCCUCGCCCUCCUGCGAGUCUGAUGAGGGAGCCGAUAUCCACACUCCGGAUGAAGCCCUUUAUGGCUUAGAUUUGCUGCAGAAAAUCAUCACCGAGGCUCACCUACGAGGGAUGUCUAAAUUGGUUGUCCCAAUUCCCAUGAUCAGUGGCUCAGAGGAGUCCACAUCCGCCACCGAGCAGAUGACCGACGGAGCCGUCGAGCCAUUCACCGCACCGCUAGGCUCCCUUGCCUCCAAUCGCCGACUGAUAAGGAGAUGCCUGGACCUUGGCGCUGUCGACAUCAUUAUCAGCCCUCUGAGUUCGAAAUGCAUCACAUCGUUGGAAAUAUGUGCUUAUCGGGCUCAUAGGGAUGCCGCGCGAGAGCAGCAGGCCCUGAUGGAGAUCAGACAGGGAAGGAAAAGAUCAUGGGUCGGCGUUAACGAGGAAAAGCCGUUCGCCUACCUUCGCGAAGCCAUGGUCUCAGGCCUGAUGAAAGGCAUAUGCCGAUUGUCCUCUUCCAACGACGAUCAAAUCAAUAAGGCUCAUAUUGCAGUCUCCUCGGAGCGACAGGCCGCCAUCGCAGUUGCGGUGGGGAGCUGGCAUUUCUGUGCCCACUCCUUCACCGAUGAUGAAUUGUUGGUGGCUGCUAUGGCUAUGUUCAAACAUGCACUGUCAAUGUCCGAACUCGAACGAUGGCGGAUCCCAGCAGACCAGCUCAUCUCUUUUCUCGUGGCUUGUCGCGCUGCCUACAACAGCUUUGUUCCGUACCACAACUUCCGACACGUAGUGGAUGUCUUGCAGGCGACCUUCAACUUCUUAGUGCGCAUCGGUUCUCUCCCUCCUUAUCCUCCAAAUGCCCCAGCAAACUCGAUCCCCGAAAAGUCCCCGAUGGCAUCCUUGGUUACACCCUUUGAGGCCUUGACUCUGCUCAUUACCGCUAUCGGCCAUGAUGUCGGGCACCCUGGUGUCAACAACGGUUUCCUAGUCACCCUCAACGCACCACUGGCACAAUUGUACAAUGACCGAUCAGUGCUCGAGUCAUUCCACUGUGCGGCCUACUCCCAAAUCCUUCGCCGCUACUGGCCGGCAGCCUUCGAGGACACCAAAAUGCGCAACCUGAUGAUCAGCUCUAUACUGGCAACUGACAUGGGCUUACAUUUUGACUAUAUGAAGAAGCUCGGCGAUGUUCAGGAACGCCUGCAGGUGAGCAACAGCACUGACGGUUGGAAUGGGCGACAGUUGGAAGAGAACAGAACCCUGGCCUGCUCUUUGUUGAUCAAAUGUGCUGAUAUUAGCAACGUGGCGAGAAACCACGAGACCGCGCUGCAAUGGACCUACAUUCUCUCAGAAGAGUUUUCUCGGCAGGCAUCGAUGGAAAGCGAGUUGGGGAUUCAAUCAUCGCUCAUGUCUCCACCCAAACAGGACAUGACAUCACUGUCUAAGGGCCAGUUGGGCUUCAUGAACCUAUUUGCAACUCCUCUAUUCCAAGGCGUCGCCGACAUCAUGCCCGCCAUGCAGUACACGGUCGAUGAGCUCGAAAUGAAUAAGGCUCGUUUCGAACAGAAGUUGCAGGAAGAGAAGGCAAAGGUACAAAAGGAUGACCCGGUUCGGAGGCGCCUUUUGAAAUUAGAGGGCACCUUUUCCCCCAGAACUAUGAGUUUUGCGGUUCCAGUGGAAGAAGAAAACAAGGACUCGACGCAGAUUGACGCAGACCGGAAAUCAGACACAACUCCGGUAGGCAAUGGAGUGCUUCCAAUCCCACAUGUCGAUGGGCACGACUCGUCACCGGUUGACAGUCAGCCAACCCCGGAUUUCUCCCAGGCUCUCAGCACUCUCGAAGAAUUUAAGAAAAUGAAUGGGUCAACAUCGACAUUUGACGCCGUCCGAGAGCUGGCGAACAGCGAUCCAUUCCACACGCGGAACCGAGAAGACAGUGGUGCAGAUGGGAAGUCGAUACCUUCUGGGAAGCAGCGGUCUAGUGAAACCACUGAAGGAAGCGUGUCUGGCACUUGCUCUGGGGACUGGGCUUCACAGGCAACCAGUGCUACGACAGGAAAGAUGCCCAUGUCGCCAAGCACGCGAGGCACGAGCAUCGUCAGCAGGGAGUCUACGGAACACCCCAUGGAAAUUCCCACAAUUAACGUUUCGUCCCCAAGCUUGAACGAUCCAUCCGGAAUGGCGUAUCACGACAGCUCAGUCGGCGAUGACGAAACGAGAUCCAUCGGCAGCAACGGUGGCAGCACUGGCGGAAGCAUUGGUGGCAGCAUUGGAAAAGCGGAGGGCAAGUCCCUCCGGAAGAAGACGAGUCGAUUUCGGAUGAAGGACUUUCCAUUCUUUAGGAGGCAUAAGGGCUCGGGUUCACCAUGCUCAACAACGGACUCGACCGGCUGAAGGGAGCAGCACAAAGCUCGUCAGUCAGCGCAGCGAGGUCGCACCUCGAGUUGUAUGCCCUCCAGCAGCAGAUACCGGGCGAUAAAAUGAGCCACGACAAACCCAAUG
Molecule: messenger RNA, 2886 nt
Organism: Ilyonectria robusta
Lineage: Eukaryota; Fungi; Ascomycota; Sordariomycetes; Hypocreales; Nectriaceae
Exons: 4
Coding region: 100-2778 (892 amino acids)
Biological process (GO): signal transduction
Molecular function (GO): 3',5'-cyclic-nucleotide phosphodiesterase activity
Source: RefSeq, a predicted model, not a curated record